Messenger RNA from Caenorhabditis remanei, 366 nucleotides. RefSeq lists its product as uncharacterized. The record is from RefSeq and is a predicted model, not a curated record. The coding region runs from base 1 to 366 and encodes 121 amino acids. The transcript has a single exon. NCBI's taxonomy places the organism in Eukaryota, Metazoa, Nematoda, Chromadorea, Rhabditida, Rhabditidae.
AUGAACUCUUACGCUAUUAUUCUUCUUCUCGGCCUCUUGGCCGCCGUUUUGGCUGCCCCACAAGGAUUCGUCAAGAAGACCACCAUCAUUGAGACCGGUCCACGAGGUGGAUUCGGAGGAGGACCAGGACAGUUCGGACGUGGUGGAUUCGGAGGUGGACCAGGAUCCAACUAUGGACCAGGAGGUGGUUUCGGUGGACGCGGAGGAUUCGGAGGUGGCCCAGGAUCCAACUAUGGACCAGGAGGUGGUUUCGGUGGCCGCGGAGGAUUCGGAGGUGGCCCAGGAAAUGGAUUCGGAGGAGGACCAGGAUUCGGACGUGGAGGACCAACCAUCAUCAAGGAGACCAUUAUCCGUGGUGGAAAGUAA